AUGGAAUAUAGCUCAGCAGCAUGGUCCACUACAGCCAAGACCAACCAGCAAGCCCUCGACAAGGUACAGAACCAAGCACUGCGAAUCAUAACAGGGGCCACCAAGUCGACACCCAUUGCCUUCAUGGAAAAGCUUACUGGUAUACAGCCACUGCAUGAAAGAAGACAAACUAAAGUACUUCUACAGGCUGAAAAGUUCAAAUCCCUACCUGACCAUCCAAUAAAAGCUAGACUUACUGAAGGUACUAAAAACCGGCUGAAGAGAGGUAGCUUUGUACACCAAGUGAAGACACUUAACAGACAGUUUGCACAACAGCUGGACACUCAAACAACUCCACUCAGCUCUGAAGACAUUGUUAAUCCAACAGCAAAUGAUCUUUCAAAAGAUUUCCCAUCAGAUCUGUGGACACAUGUAUACACAGACGGAUCAGCUACUAGAGCCGUUGAAGACGGAGGAGCUGGGAUCCUCAUCAGAUAUCCAUCAGGCAGAAAUGAAACACACUUCAUGGCCACAGGAAAGAGGUGCAGCAAUUACAAAGCUGAGACAGAAGCACUCAUGAAGGCAGCCUCUAUGAUUGAGAACUCUCCUGAAGAUACCACCUCAGUAGUAUUCCUCACAGAUGCAAGAUCAGUCCUUGAAGCUCUGACAAACAACACCUUCCCAAAACUAGCUAAACUUAUGACAAGACUCAGCAAUAACCUCAAAAUAGCACUCCAGUGGAUACCUGCCCACUGUGGAGUGUCAGGAAACGAGGAGGCUGACCAACUAGCUAAACAGGGAGCAAAAACAGAGCAACCAAAUACCCAGGUUACAUACAGAGAGAAAGUCAGCAUCAUAAAGGCAAUCACCAGGCCCCAGCAAGAGCAAGAUGCUUAUCACCUGCUUAACAGAGCAGAACAAGUAGUGAUGGUUCGACUACGCUCAGGACACAACAGACUGAAUGCCCACUUGUACAGAAAAUACAAGCUGGUACCCUCACCACUCUGUCCAUGUGGAGAAGAGGAACAAACUGCUGAACAUGUUCUUCAAAGAUGCAAAAGACACGAUCAGGAGCGAGCUGCGAAGUGGUCCGAAGACACAACCCUCAACAGAAAACUGUAUGGAGGUCUGGAAGAUCUAAGACGGACUACAACAUUCAUUGCAGAAACUGGCAUUAUUGUGUAG
Molecule: messenger RNA, 1164 nt
Organism: Dreissena polymorpha
Lineage: Eukaryota; Metazoa; Mollusca; Bivalvia; Myida; Dreissenidae
Exons: 2
Coding region: 1-1164 (387 amino acids)
Biological process (GO): DNA replication, removal of RNA primer
Molecular function (GO): RNA-DNA hybrid ribonuclease activity; nucleic acid binding
Source: RefSeq, a predicted model, not a curated record